AGAAGCAUGGUUUCUUAAAGAUAUUAAAUUUCUUAUAAAUAAUUAAGGAUUUGAAACAUAAACAAAGGAUAAAAGUACAUAUUGUAAUACAUUCCUUAGGGUACAUUUCAAAAAUCUCACACAAUAAUGAAAAUUUCAGAGUUACCUGGUGAUGAAGAUUCUGGUGUAACCUGCCGUACCUACGUUUUUCAAAAUGAAAGUCAUACUCUAGGAAACUCUUUGAAAUGUAUCAUAAGCAGAUAUGAAGAUGUAGAAUUUUGUGGCUACACAGUACCUCACCCAGCAGAAUCCAAAAUGCACUUUAGAAUACAAUCCAGAGAAACACCAGCACUUGAUGUUCUUAAACGGGGUUUAAAAGAUUUACAAAAAGUCUGUGAUCACACAAUAGAUUUAUUUGAGAAGGAAGUAAAAGAAUUUAACUAAUCAUAAA
Messenger RNA from Aricia agestis (brown argus), 430 nucleotides. RefSeq names its product probable DNA-directed RNA polymerases I and III subunit RPAC2 (gene l(2)37Cg). The transcript has 3 exons. Gene Ontology annotation, cellular component: RNA polymerase I complex; RNA polymerase III complex. Bases 127 to 423 code for a protein of 98 amino acids. Gene Ontology annotation, biological process: DNA-templated transcription. Gene Ontology annotation, molecular function: DNA-directed RNA polymerase activity; DNA binding; protein dimerization activity. The record is from RefSeq and is a predicted model, not a curated record. NCBI's taxonomy places the organism in Eukaryota, Metazoa, Arthropoda, Insecta, Lepidoptera, Lycaenidae.